This is a messenger RNA of Torulaspora globosa, 726 nucleotides long. It is a transcript of the gene REV7, whose product is annotated as Rev7p. The transcript has a single exon. NCBI's taxonomy places the organism in Eukaryota, Fungi, Ascomycota, Saccharomycetes, Saccharomycetales, Saccharomycetaceae. The record is from RefSeq and is a predicted model, not a curated record. The coding region runs from base 1 to 726 and encodes 241 amino acids. Gene Ontology annotation, cellular component: zeta DNA polymerase complex.
AUGAAUAUUUGGAUUGAAAAAUGGAUGAAAAUAUAUCUUAAAUGCUUUCUCAGUUCCAUCCUGUACCAUCGCAAUGUGUAUCCAGCUGCUUCUUUCGAUAUCACGACCUAUCAAGCGUUUAAUCUACCACAAUUUACUCCCAUGAAUAGGCAUCCGGAAGUCCAGGACUACAUUGAAGAACUUGUGUUGGAUGUUUUGAGUAAGCUAGUUCACAUCUACGGAUUAUCUCUGUGCGUGAUGACCAAAGAGGAUAACAUGUGUAUCGAGAGAUACGUUCUGAGCUUUGACGAGUUCAGACAUGUUGAUGACGUCGGUACCCUUACUGAGUCGGAGGUCUUUGACGAGUUCAGAUCUAGUUUCAACAGUCUCACGGCUCAUUUGGAGAAAUUGGAUCCCAUCAGAGAUGAUACUGUGGUCUUCGAGGUCGUCAUCAAUACAAUGGAAAUGGAAUUGGGCCAUUUGCCUCAAGGGAGAGAGAGACUGAAGGAUAAGGAAGAUAAGCUGGAAUUUGAGAGAGAGACCAAUUGGACCAAGUGCGAUGAGGAUGAGGGCCUUCCCGAGAACAUUGGAGUGUUCAAACCGAAGAUUAAGAUGUCAUCUUUAGUGGGAUGUGAUGUCGGCCCUUUGAUAAUACGCAACCAUUGCGAGAAAUUGCUGGUCUCAGAUAACAGUCUAGACAAUGUGUACCUUACCAGCCAGGGCAGCAAUGUUUUAGGAUCUCUCUGA